CUGCAUUCUGUCGGAUCUUUUGCAAGUCAUGGCUCAAGGAACGACGAAUCGUCGGGCUAGCACCCUUCUGACCUGCAGCUCGCAGGCGCAUCGUACUAUGCCCGAACGAAGAGACUGAGUCCUGAGCACUACCAGCAGCUGAUGGACCGAGGAUGGAGACGAUCUGGCAGCCUCCUCUACAUUCCGGACGCAUCGCGCUCCUGCUGUCCGCACUACACGAUCAGAUUGCUGGCGUCAGAAUUUAAGCCUUCUCGUGACCAGCGGCAGGCAUUAAAUCGAUGGAAUCGCUAUGUGACUGGCGAAAAGUACCUCGAGGAAUCAAGCAAGAAUUUCCCGAAGACCAAAGAGGAGAAGAAGCGGCAGAAUGAGGGAUUUGAUCUUAUCUCAUCAGUCCAUGAAGCCGAGUCGCCCAACCUCAAACCGGGCAUUGAUCCAGAUCAUCAAUUAGAGGUAUCGCUCGAGCCUGACAAGUUCACGGAAGAAAAGUUCGAACUGUUUGACAACUAUCAACGGCACGUGCAUCACGACGGUGACGACGACAUCAGCCGUUCUGGCUUCAAGCGCUUUCUUUGUGACUCGCCCAUUGUCCGGCGCGUAGAUGCCGAUGGCAAGAGACUGGGCAGCUAUCACCAGUGCUAUAGACUAAAUGGUCGGCUGGUAGCAAUGGCUGUGCUUGAUCUCUUGCCUCAUGCCGUAAGUGGCGUGUACUUCCUCUAUCACAGCGACUUCGCAAAAUGGUCGUUCGGAAAACUUUCUGCGCUGAGAGAAGCAGCUCUUGCGCUUGAAGACGGCUACAAUUACUACUACAUGGGCUACUACAUUCACUGCUGUAGGAAGAUGCGGUACAAAGGAGAUUACAAGCCACAGCACGUACUCGAUCUCAACAACAUGCAAUGGCAGCCAUUAAACGACGAGCUUCGGCAUCUGAUGGAGACAAGAAAGUGGGCUAGCGUGUCCAAGGAGCGGGAAAGACAAUCACUGUUGCGAGCUGCAGAUUCUGGCAACUCGGAUGCAGAUGUUCAGGAACAGAUGCCGAAUCGAGCAUUAGCUGAAGCCAUGGACGACGUGCUUUACCCGACACCACUAGAAGCGAUGCACUCUGGUCUCUCGCUCCUUCAAUUAGGUAUGCCAGGUGUGAUGACCUUGGAAACUUUACAGCAGGCCGUAGAUCUUGAUAAUAUGAAGAUCUUUCUCAAGAAUGCCGGAGUUCACCCAACACAGAACAUCGUCUCCUGGGACACGGGAUCACCGCUGGACAAGACCACGCUCAAAGGCCUGUUCGCAGAAUUUGCCGCUGCUGUGGGGCCAGUCAUCGCCCGGGAUGCUAUUGUCGACUUCAGCUGA
Molecule: messenger RNA, 1344 nt
Organism: Pseudocercospora fijiensis CIRAD86
Lineage: Eukaryota; Fungi; Ascomycota; Dothideomycetes; Mycosphaerellales; Mycosphaerellaceae
Exons: 4
Coding region: 142-1344 (400 amino acids)
Biological process (GO): protein arginylation
Cellular component (GO): cytoplasm
Molecular function (GO): arginyl-tRNA--protein transferase activity
Source: RefSeq, a predicted model, not a curated record